Messenger RNA from Colletotrichum gloeosporioides, 717 nucleotides. RefSeq lists its product as uncharacterized. The coding region runs from base 1 to 717 and encodes 238 amino acids. The transcript is spliced from 2 exons. The record is from RefSeq and is a predicted model, not a curated record. Lineage: Eukaryota; Fungi; Ascomycota; Sordariomycetes; Glomerellales; Glomerellaceae.
AUGCUCAAGUUGGGGUUAGUCGUCGCUCAAAAUGGACAGGACGUUCGAACCAUCCAAAGUUCGUUCGUACUCAUCUCCGUAGCAGCUUCGAACUUGGAUGCUGCAGUUCGGAGUGUAUCGGGUGAUCCGGUUAGCACGCAAGCCCUCGGACCGGCAAUGCAGGGAGUGGAAAAUGCUCUGGCUCAAGCACGCACCGAUAUCUCCACCACCCAGCCGAUUUCGAUCACCGAUGGAAUCGCCCUUCAGCAGACGGCCGAGACGCUGGCCAAGAGUGUGAAGAUUAUGGUCAUGUCCACGAUGCUACAGCGAACGAUGCUCGAUCAGACUGGAGCGACAGCCGGACUUAUCCAGUCUUUCAAGAAUCAGAACAUGCUCUCGGGAGCUCUCGGCCAAGUUGUUCUUUCGAAACUGCCCGCGGAGGGUCUAUCGGGGGCCAUGAUGGCUUUUGGUGGAGCUGCCGGGUCUAUCGGAAUGGGAAUUGCGUCGUUGAGCGCUCCUCCUUUGCAGCUGCCGUUGAUGCCACCGGGCCCUUCUGGUCCACCUGCGAUGACUCCCCCGUCUGCACCUGCUGGCGCUCCCGCUCCCGCUGCGCCAGCUGCUCCGGCUAUGGCACCGCCGGCCGCUGCUCCAAUCCCCGCUUCACCCGCAGCUCAACCCAACACGACAGCAGGAAGGAAGCAUGCGAGCAAGUCGAAGAAAAGAAACUUCUUCAGUUGA